AUGAAUCUAGGUACUCUCAUUCCUUUUCUUGCAUUAGCCCUUUGCGCAACUCCUGAGGCUUCAGGGGAUUCAGGCACAUCAGCUGAUUCAUCGGGGCAGUUGGCAUUUGCAGUUCCUGUAUAUGCAACUUCGGGAGGAAAUAGAAUUGUCAAUGCCGUUUAUGCAAUCGUCCUUCUGGUGGCCAUAGCUGUGAUCAACCUCCCACGUAAGUCUCUCGAGCAGACACAGUAUGCUGCUACAUCGGCCUUGGGUGCAUACUUCUUGAUCUCCCACAUCUUGCAGUCCACAGGAAUAGCACUAGAAAUGGACAUGAUUGCUGCAGGUAUUGUUGCUGUCCUUGCUGCCGUUAUUUCUUACAACAAGAUGCUCAGGAGUCUUCUCUUUGCCUUAAUAUCUGCUUAUGGAACAACAUAUUUUGCUGUCCUGAUAGUAAGACUCGAGUCGAUUCUCUUUGCAGGAAUCCUGGGUGUGGUUCUCUUCUUUGUAUAUAUAUUCCUCGGAAAGAUGAAAGAAGAUGGCAGACUCUUGGUUGCAAUGGCCAAAGCAGAUGUUUCCAGUCUUGGGUUUGCAUCCUUCAUAAACGUCUGGGGCGCCUUUGACAUGUUUGGAGGAAUGCAUGGCAUAAAUGCAAGCGAAGGCCUGUUCCAAGGAUUCCUUUUCGGGGGUAUCAUCAUUGCUUUGGUUUUCGCUGUUGUGUUUACGAUGAAUUACUUCAGCGAGUGGACUCAAGAAAAGAUGAACAGUGCCAGCUAA
Encephalitozoon intestinalis ATCC 50506 is the source of this 753-nucleotide messenger RNA. RefSeq lists its product as uncharacterized. Bases 1 to 753 code for a protein of 250 amino acids. The transcript has a single exon. NCBI's taxonomy places the organism in Eukaryota, Fungi, Microsporidia, Unikaryonidae. The record is from RefSeq and is a predicted model, not a curated record.